CAGGAUUUCCCUUGGCAUUGCCACGACCCAUGGAAAAGUCUAGUAUUAAACUCAUAAAACCUGCUGCCAGGCUUCGUUAAGUUUCCUAUUAACAGAUAUUGCAGAGGUUUUCAAGAGCUAUCUUUCUAUACUAAAGACUAGUUGCAUUCUCCCUUAUCUAUGGGAGUAAAUUGGCUAAAACAUCAACUGUGUUCACUUUUAGGUCACCUUGGGCUCGUAUUUGACCUCUAAAGGAUUGAGCGAAUGAUACGUAGGGUUUGUUUAGUCAGAAUAUUAUACAGUUUUCCAAGGACUAUUCUUCUGUAUCAAGCUUUACCGUAACUUUAUAUUAGAUUUCGAGCAAAAUCAUUUUUGUUAAACACCGACACUGUAUUAAAGUGGAAUCAAAUGCAACUUGCGUUUGAUUAUUAACUUAACUUAAAAUUACUGGAUGCUCAAUUAAUUUAAUUUUUCUCAACAAUUAAAAUAUUUGCUAAGUUUGAUAAGUGAUAUAUAAGUAAAAUAUUUAAUCAUUAAGUUAAUAAAUUGAAAAAUGUGUUUUUAAGGUGAAAAAUUUAAUUAGGAAUAAAAAGAUUAAUCCCAUCCACAAUUGUUUUAUUUUAAAUUAAAAUAAAAUACUUAGAAAAAAAUAACUUUUUACUUAGCAUUUAAUAAAUUAAAUGGGAGCCUUCAUAAAUCACUCAAAAUCGGUUCAAACAAGCUGGAAACUUUAACAUAUACUCAAUUUGAGUUGCCCUUGAUGAUUAGCCUUGAUAUAAAGUCAAAGGACUUGUAAAUUUGUUUUAGAUAAAUAUGUCAAAUAAGAAUGAAAAACGUAAAAUGCGAGACGAUAACAAAGGAAUAAAAAAAUGGUUUAAAUCAACAAAAGAAGAAACACAGAUAAAGUCUAAUGAAGCACCGCCGUCACUACCAGAGAUACAUCACAUUACCCAAACUCUUGAAUCUAUUGAAGAGCAGCCGGCUUUUCAUGAGGACCAGAAUGUGAUAACAAAAGUUGCAGUUGAAUUGAAAGAACUUUAUUCGUUACUCUCAGAGUGCGAACGAAAAAUUAAACAGUCAAUAUCUCCAGAAUUAUGCCAGGAGACUUUUGUGGUAGAAAGUUUAACAUUAUCAAAUGAAAUAAAACGAAUAUCAACUACUCUUGCUGAAUUAUGUUCAAAUCAACUUGCCUCGGUAACUGACACUCGUCGAAAUAUUGCUGAUAAACGCAAUAAAAAUGAAACAAUUAGUAGAGAUCCAGCUGAUAAUAAAAAAUAUGAUGAUGAUGAAUUGCGUUAUUUAGUAUUUAAAGGUCCUGCACAACCAAAAUUAGCUUCUUUUCCACAAAAUCUUGUGUUGAAAGCUAAGCAUUAUCAAUGUUCAUUUACUACUACGUGGUAUCAUGAUUAUCCUUUAUUAGAGUACAGUAUCAAAAACAAUUCAGCAUAUUGUUUCUCUUGUCGUUUGUUUGGUGAUGGACCGGGAGGAGAAAAAGCGAAGGAUGCGUGGUCCGUUAAUGGAGUUGAUUCAUGGUCGAAAAUGAAAAGUAUAGGAAAAACGAAAGCUGGUAAACUUGCUGCUCAUUUCAAAUCAACAGCACAUCUAUCGUCACAACAAAGAUUAUUGAAUUUUAAAAAUAAAAAAACAAACAUUGAUCUUAUGUUAGAUGGUAAUUGUCGCCAAGCUGAUCAAAAACGUGAACAAUUAUUGAAACUAAACGAAAAAGUUAUCAUUUCUUUAUUAGAUGCAGCAAGAUUUUUAGCAAGACAGUCAUUAGGUUUUCGAGGUCACAAUAAUAAUCCAGGAAAUUUUCUGGAAACAGUCAAUUUAAUACGUCGACAUAAUCCAACAUUAAAUCAAUGGUUCAAUGAUUGUAGUUUAAGAAAAUAUCAUGUUAGUUAUUUGACAUUUCAUGCACAAAAUGAAUUUAUACAGCUAUUGGGUGAUGCUAUUCAUAAAUUAAUAUUGACAGAUAUAUAUGAAGCUAAAUUCAUUUCGAUAACUACCGAUUCAACUUCUGAUCGUUCACAUAAAGAAAUUUAUACAAUUGCUAUUCGUUUCGAAAAAGAUUUUGAAGUGAACGAACGUAUUAUAGCUGUAUCAGAAUUAACAUCAAAAGUUGGACAAGAUAUUUGUGACUAUGUAAUUAAUCAAUUAAAACAAUGUGGGAUAUCAUCAGAAAAAAUAAUUGCACAAUCAUACGAUAACGCAUCAAAUAUGUCGGGCAAAACUUUAGGUGUUCAAGCAUGUAUAAAUAAAAAGUUAAAUCGAUCAGUGAUGUAUAUACCAUGUUCAACACAUUUCUCAAAUUUAGUUGUUAAACAUGGUAGCAUAAUUAGUGUUGAAUAUGUUAAUUGUUUUGGAAUACUAAAAGAAUUAUGCAAUUUUUUUUCUGGAAGUAUGAAACGUCAUGCAUUAUUGUAUAAAAAUUUAUAUGCAACAGAAUACGGUAUGCUUCAUAGUAGAGUUUUAAUCAAAGCUAUUUCAUUUAUUGAUGACCUUUAG
Messenger RNA from Didymodactylos carnosus, 2484 nucleotides. NCBI's taxonomy places the organism in Eukaryota, Metazoa, Rotifera, Eurotatoria, Philodinida, Philodinidae. The record is from the annotation of a GenBank genome assembly.